CUUUACCGUUGGUAAACCUUCUUUCAUAUCAAAAGUUUGUUCUGCUGUUGUCGGGUAAAAAACAGCGUACAAAAUGAAAUUCAACAAACUAGUGACUUCUUCGAGAAGCAAAAAUAGGAAAAGGCAUUUUACAGCUCCUUCUCACAUAAGGAGAACACUUAUGUCUGCACCUUUGUCUAAAGAACUUAGACAGAAGUAUAAUGUAAGCACCAUGCCUAUUCGUAAAGAUGACGAAGUACAAGUAGUGAGAGGUCACUACAAAGGCCAACAAGUAGGAAAAGUUGUACAAGUUUAUAGAAAGAAAUUCGUUAUUUACAUUGAGAGGAUUCAAAGAGAGAAGGCCAAUGGAGCUAGUGUAUAUGUAGGAAUCCACCCCUCAAAGGUUGUCAUUGUUAAAAUGAAAAUGGACAAAGACAGAAAGAAGAUCUUGGAUCGCAGAGGUAAAGGACGUUUGGCCGCUUUGGGCAAGGACAAAGGAAAGUACACUGAAGAAUCAGCUGCAUCUGCUGUAGAAACAUCUUAAGUGUUAACAUAAUUUUUAUUAAUAAAAUAUAAAAUUUGACAAAA
This is a messenger RNA of Diorhabda sublineata, 567 nucleotides long. RefSeq names its product 60S ribosomal protein L26 (gene RpL26). The transcript is spliced from 4 exons. Gene Ontology annotation, cellular component: cytosolic large ribosomal subunit; ribosome. Lineage: Eukaryota; Metazoa; Arthropoda; Insecta; Coleoptera; Chrysomelidae. The coding region runs from base 74 to 523 and encodes 149 amino acids. The record is from RefSeq and is a predicted model, not a curated record. Gene Ontology annotation, biological process: cytoplasmic translation; ribosomal large subunit biogenesis. Gene Ontology annotation, molecular function: RNA binding; structural constituent of ribosome.